UCUUCCUCUGCCUCUUUGCUCUGUUUGUGUUUUUGAAUGUGAUAGAUUGAUCUAAGGAGAAGACCAUGGCAGUAGGAUUUGCAAUUACAAGCAAAGGCUCACACUACAAUGGAAGGAUGACCCUGUUUGUCAUACUCUCAUGUAUGAUUGCUGCCAUGGGAGGAGUCCUCUUUGGCUAUGACAUAGGAAUUUCAGGUGGAGUUACAUCCAUGGAACCAUUUCUGAGGAAGUUCUUCCCAAAGGUCUACAUUAGAGUUAAAGAAGACACCAGAAUAAGCAACUACUGCAAAUUUGAUAGCCAACUCUUAACCUCUUUUACAUCUUCACUCUACAUUGCUGGACUUGUUGCUUCCUUCUUUGCCUCAUCAGUCACAAGAGCCUUUGGGCGUAAACCAUCAAUUCUGGUCGGUGGUGCUGCUUUCCUUGCCGGUUCAGCCCUUGGUGGAGCUGCUGUCAAUGUUUACAUGCUUAUUUUAGGCCGUCUCUUGCUUGGAAUUGGAGUUGGAUUCACAAACCAGUCAAUCCCUCUUUAUCUCUCCGAAAUGGCUCUACCACAAAACAGAGGAGCAUUCAACAUUGGCUUCCAAGUCUGUGUUGGCAUUGGAGUAUUAUCAGCAAAUCUCAUCAACUAUGGAACUGAAAAGUUAAGAGGUGGUUGGGGCUGGCGAAUCUCCCUUGCCAUGGCUGCAAUCCCUGCUUCAAUCCUUACUCUUGGGGCCCUUUUCCUCCCUGAGACACCCAACAGCCUGAUCCAACGCAACAAUGAUCACCAAAAGGCCAAGGCAAUGCUGCAACGGGUCCGAGGUACAAUCGAUGUUCAAACAGAACUAGACGACCUCAUCAAAGCUAGUGAAAUCUCCAAAACCAUGGAAGAAAACCCAUUCAAAAAGAUCUUACAGGCAAGAUAUAGACCACAACUAGUUAUGGCAAUUGCAAUUCCAUUCUUCCAGCAGGUAACUGGAAUAAAUGUGAUUUCUUUCUAUGCACCAUUGUUGUUCAGAACAAUGGGGUUUGGAGAGAGUGCAUCACUCAUAUCUGCAGUAGUAACUGGUCUUGUGGGUACUAGCUCAACCUUCAUAUCAAUGUUGAUAGUAGACAAGUUGGGUCGUCGGCUUUUGUUUAUGGUUGGGGGAGUUCAAAUGUUUAUCUCACAAAUGAUGAUUGGAAGUAUAAUGGCUGCUCAGCUUGGAGAUCAUGGUGGAUUGAGUAAAGGAUAUGCUUAUAUAGUAUUGUUCUUGAUUUGUGUUUAUGUUUCUGGUUUUGCUUGGUCAUGGGGUCCCCUUGGUUGGUUGGUUCCAAGUGAGAUUUUUCAAUUAGAGAUCAGAUCAGUAGCACAGAGCAUUACUGUGGCUGUGGGAUUUCUCUUCACAUUCAUCAUUGCUCAAACCUUUCUGUCCAUGCUCUGUCAUUUCAAGUCUGGUAUUUUCUUCUUCUUUGGAGGAUGGGUGGCUGUGAUGACUGGAUUUGUAUAUUUUUUACUUCCAGAAACCAAGAACUUGCCCAUUGAAUUGAUGGAUCGAGUUUGGGGUGAACAUUGGUUCUGGAAGAGGAUUGUCAGUGAGGAGAAAGGGGAGAAUAAGAAAAACAGAGCACAAGGUUGUGAUGAAACAGGUCUCGUUUGUUUACGUUCAUGA
Messenger RNA from Telopea speciosissima, 1634 nucleotides. RefSeq names its product hexose carrier protein HEX6-like. NCBI's taxonomy places the organism in Eukaryota, Viridiplantae, Streptophyta, Magnoliopsida, Proteales, Proteaceae. Gene Ontology annotation, cellular component: membrane. The transcript is spliced from 3 exons. The coding region runs from base 66 to 1634 and encodes 522 amino acids. Gene Ontology annotation, biological process: monosaccharide transmembrane transport. Gene Ontology annotation, molecular function: monosaccharide transmembrane transporter activity. The record is from RefSeq and is a predicted model, not a curated record.